This is a messenger RNA of Lactuca saligna, 2025 nucleotides long. The record is from the annotation of a GenBank genome assembly. Lineage: Eukaryota; Viridiplantae; Streptophyta; Magnoliopsida; Asterales; Asteraceae.
AUGCCUAUGUGUCUAGUGGCAGAUCCAGACCGAAAGUUAAUCGGGAUCCACUAUAUCGUUUAUGGCCGAUUGGAGCAGCUUCUGGUGACUAGCCGAUUGUGUCUCUGGUCUCCACUGUUGAAUGUGGAUGCAGCCCUACCCCUCUGUUACUCUCUCGAUCUCCCAACGAAGAUUUUCGCGCGUCGAUUCACACCAGGUUAUUGUCAAUUAAUGUCUACGAACCUUGAUACUAUUGAAUCGAGUUCCGAUGCUGUUGUUUCAGCUGAACUUCCGAGUAACAGUCAUGUCGCGUUGAGUAACGAGGUUAACGUUGCGGUUGAGGUUGGGGAUGAAUUGUUAGAAUCGAAUACUGGAACCCUAACGACGAAACCGUCUUCUGAUCAUGAUAGAGGUGGUACUGUUGCUCAUGAUUCGGUUAAUGAUUCUAGGGUUUCUCGAGAUGAAAGAGAAAAUGUUGAGAAAGAUCUAGAUGAAAAGGCAGAAGAAGAAGUUAAUCACGAGGAAAAGGAAGAAGAACAAGUUAAUCAUGAGGAAAAGGAAGAAGAAGAAGAAGAAGAAGUUAAUGAUGAGGAAAAGGAAGGUGAGUAUAAGGUCUCCGAUCUGGUUUGGGCAAAGGUAAGGAACUAUCCAUGGUGGCCUGGACAGAUAUUUGAUCCAUCUUCUUCAACAGAUGUAGCAAGGAAAUACUCAAAGAAAAAAGGGUUUCUCAUAGCAUAUUUUGGUGACCAAAGUUUUGCUUGGAAUGAGAAGUCAAAAAUCAAGCCAUUUAGGAAGAAUUUCUCAAAAAUGGUGAACCAAAGUAACAGCACAAAGUUUCUUCAUGCUGUUGAUUGUGCUUUGGAUGAAGCUUUGAGGCGAAUCGAGUUUGGAUUAUCCUGUUCUUGCUUGUCCAAAGAGGUAUAUGAGAAAAUCAAAUCCCAAACAUUAGUUAAUGCUGGAAUUAAGAAAGAAGAUAGUAGAAUCAAUGGUGGUGAUCGCUUUUCUACUGUUGCCACUUUCAAACCUGCUAAUGUUGUUCAAUCUGUGCAAGAUUUAGCUAGAGAACAGUUUGAUGGAUUCAACAAAUUACAGGUUUUGUCACUUAAUACUCAGUUAUGCUCAUACUAUCGUUGGAAAGGGUAUCAUCAAUUUUCUACACGCUAUUUUUUAGAUGGAUUAGAUGAGAAAGUAGAAGAGAAUUGUUCUGAGAUUCCUCUAAUUGCAAAACCAUCUUCUUCAGAUGAAAAGGUUUCAUCUAAAAAAAGGAAGCUGAAAGAUAAGAAGAUUGUUAAAGAUGAAAAACAAAAACCAGCUUCUAAACAUAAACACAAACGCAUGCGUAAUGGUAAUGGUGAUGGUGAUAUGAUCCCAAAAAAGAAACUGACAAAAGAUGGUGGCAAAAAAAGUCGGAAUGGAAUUGCAGAUAGAAAGCCAUCAGCUCCAAUUCCGAUUCCAACACCAAAAAGACUCUUUGGGGUUGGUGACAGCAUCUGUAGAAUUGCUAAAAAACUAUCAUUGUCGCCUUUGAUUCCCAUUCCCAAGAAGGAAUCUGAAUCGGAAUCCCAAUUCCAGUCCCAGGUAUCUAAGGAUUCUGAUUCCGAUUCCGAUUCUGAUUCCAAUUCCAAUUCCAAUACUGUUGAUGAGAAGCGUGUUGACCAAACUCAGGAGUCAACAAAGUCUGAUGAUGUGUCAACCAAAUCUGAGAUAAGUGAUUCAAGUCUGAAAACCACAAGCAAAGAGAAGUUUGCUGCACUGAUUCUAAAGUUUACAAAUUUGGAUUCCAUUCCAUCGGUGACAAAUCUGAAUGAGAUAUUUAGGGUGUAUGGGAGUUUGAUGGAAUCAGAGACUGAAGUGUUGAAGAAGAGUAGUUGUGCUAAAGUUGUGUUUGAGGAAAAAACAAAUGCAGAAGCUGCUUUUAGUAGUGCUGGAAAGUUUGGUAUUUUUGGACCUUCUCUUAUUAGUUACAGACUUGAUUAUUCACCAACACCAAGGAAAAUCUAUACAAGAAAGGGAAAGAAAAAGAAUGGAAAAGGCAAUUCCGUUUGA